Molecule: messenger RNA, 1776 nt
Organism: Durio zibethinus
Lineage: Eukaryota; Viridiplantae; Streptophyta; Magnoliopsida; Malvales; Malvaceae
Gene: OCT1
Product: organic cation/carnitine transporter1
Biological process (GO): transmembrane transport
Cellular component (GO): membrane
Molecular function (GO): transmembrane transporter activity
Source: RefSeq, a predicted model, not a curated record
AUGGAAAAAGAAGAAAAAGAAGAAAAAGAAGAAGCGCAGGAGCUUGUGCAUGACAAAGGAAACAAUCCAGGAGAAGCCAAGUUAGAGGUCACUGUGGAUGAGGUGGUAGAAGGGUAUGUGGUAUCCUUUUGGUUCUCCCAGCUGCUGCAUGUGCUCUUGGUGUCAUUGGCAUGGAUCUUUGAUUCGCAGAAUACCGUAACCACCAUCUUUACUGAUGCCCAACUAGCUGCUUGGAGAUGCAAAACCCUUGAUCCUAAAUCUAAAUAUUAUAAUAGUACUAGUGCAUCAAUAUCCUCGUCGUUGUGCAUAAGCAAGACUAGUACCGGCAACCAAGGGCAAUUCGGUUCUGUCUGUGGAUUGGAAGCGGGCACUUGGGAGUGGAUUGGAGGAAAUACGACCUCCACUAUUGCUGAGUGGGGUCUUAUAUGCGACCGCAGGUUUCUUGCUGCUGUUCCUGCUUCCCUCUUCUUUAUGGGUUCGAUUUUUGGAUGUGCUUUCUAUGGUCGCCUUGCCGACGUAUGGUUGGGUAGAAAGAAAACAUUGUUGCUGGCAUGCAUCUUAACCUCUACAACCACUUUCAUCACCUCCCUUUCUCCAAAUGUUUGGAUAUAUGCGUUUCUCCGAUUUGCAAACGGUUUUGCCCGUUCUGGGAUUGGGAUAUGCUGUCUUGUUCUCUCAACAGAAGCUGAGCGCAAAUGGCGUGGCCAAGUUGGCCAAUGUGGCUUCUUUGUCUUCACGGCGGGUUUUCUAUCUCUCCCUUUCAUUGCCCAACCUACCAGAACCCAUUGGAGGAAUUUUUACAAGAUCAUAUCCCUUCCUCCUCGUCUCUAUACUCUUUUAUUAGUCCCGUUUAUAUCAGAAUCAACCCGCUGGCUCCUUCUUCGAGGGAAAAGAAAAGAAGCAUUCGAUGCAUUACAAAAGUUUGCAGGACUCAAUGGGAAGAAACUAGCUGACAACCUACAGCUCAUAAUCCCAUCACAAGCCAAAACAGGCAGUGAAGAAGGUGAAAGAGAUGCAACGACUAACAAAAACGAAAAUCUAUGGACUGUAAGAUGGGCUGCUCAGAGGAUGAUUACGAUUAUGGUGGCUGGUUUUGGAGUUGGAUUUGUUUAUUACGGAAUCCAGCUAAAUGUCGAAAACCUCAACUUUAAUCUCUACUUCACAGUUGUGCUUAAUGCCCUGAUGGAGAUUCCUGCUGUUUUUAUUGGUAGCAUACUAUUGAGUUUCAUAAACCGACGUCUCCUUUUCUCAAUGUCUGCAGUUUUAGCUGGCGUUUCGUGUGGUUUUUGCAUCAUUUUCUCCACCAGAGGAGGCAAAGCAAAGACUGAUAGAUCCUGUAGGAGCUGGCCUCAGUUGAUAAUUGAAGCAAUUGGUUUCAUGGCUGCUUCUAUCGCGUUUGAUGUCAUGUAUAUUUACUGCGUUGAGCUUUUCCCCACUAACGUGAGAAACUUUGCAGUGUCGCUAUUGCGCCAAGCCUUGAUGUUAGGGGCUUCUUUAUCUCCUUUAUUGGUCGUUCUCGGUCGCGUGAGCCCAUCUCUUUCCUUCCUUGUAUUUGGGGCUUUUUCCAUCCUAAGCAGAAUUCUAAGUCUAUGGCUUCCUGAGACUAGGAAUUCUUCUCUUUAUGAGACCCUAAAGCAACAAGAAAGGGGAGAGAAACUUCCUUCUCCAUCAAAUCACUCAGAGGUCCUAGCUCUAGAGCCUGCAAAUGAGAAGAAUAUCGUCCCAGUAUAAUCUAAUCCUCGGAAUAUGGUCCUAAGUGGUAACUCUAAGAUACGC